AAAAUUAAGAAUUCAUAUUCGUUACUAUAUAUAUUAUACAAUACUAUAAAGUGUUAAAAGAUCAAUAUGGCUUCUUCCAUGGUUGCUGCAGCGACAGUUCGUGCUGUCAAAGGUAGAAAAAUAUUAGCUACGCGCGCUGCGCUUACUUUAACACCAAGUGCAGUAAAAAAAAUCAAGGAAUUAUUGAAAGAUAAAAGUGAAUUUAUUGGUCUAAGAGUAAGUGUGAAACAACGAGGAUGUAAUGGUCUUAGUUAUACUCUUGAUUAUGCCAAAGAAAAGUCUAAACUUGAUGAAGAAGUUGUUCAAGAUGGUGUUUGUAUUAUGAUCGACAAAAAGGCACAAUUAUCUUUAUUAGGUACCGAAAUGGAUUAUAUAGAAACUAAAUUAAGUUCUGAAUUUAUUUUUAAUAAUCCAAAUAUCAAAGGCACGUGUGGAUGUGGAGAAAGCUUCUCCGUUUAGUUACUUUAUAAAAUUGUAGUUAAUAUAGAUCAUUUAAUUGACAAAUUUUAGUAAAAUAUAAGUUUAGCAUAUAACUUUAUUAAAUGACACUUUUUUAAUUUUUUCUAUAAAUAUUCACAAAUUUGGAUAUUUAAUCUUAAAAUUUAUAAUAAUUAUAAUAUUAAUGUAAUGUAAAAGUAAUAGAAAAAUCACUAUUGUUUAUUAAAAGUUUCUUUUGUUAUAAAAAAGGAAAAAUUGAUAAUAUGACAGAUGUAACAUUAUACAAUAUUACAUUCACACAUACACAUGCACAUAAUUAUAUGAUGUUACAAGAUAUGAAAGAAUGUAUACAAUUAUCAUAGAUGAAUUUUUUUGAAAUUUGAAUUGGUAAAAAUUUAGAAAAAAAAUUAUUUAUAUAUUCUUAUAAAAUAUUUUUAUAUAAAUAAUAAAUUUGUUAACAGAUUCAAAUCUAAAUUUAAAAUAUAAAUAUGAUAUAGAAUUAAUUAUGUAAUAUUGUAUAUUUAUUUUGUAAUUAAGUGUUACAUAUAAAAUAAUUAUAUAUAGAUGUAUAAUAGUUAGCAAAAUAUUUUGAUUGUUACAAUAAGUUUAUUAAAAAUUUAUUUAUCAUUAUUAUGUACAUAAAAUUAUAUUUUGACAAUUACUACAAUAAUAUACUAUAUGUAUUUAUUAAUGAUAUAUAUGUAAUUGUGUAUGUUGGCUAUGAUAUUUUGUGUCAUGUGUAAUUACUAUUUUCUUAAGACUAAAUAAACGUGAUAUAUUUUCGUAA
This is a messenger RNA of Apis cerana (Asiatic honeybee), 1225 nucleotides long. It is a transcript of the gene MagR, whose product is annotated as Iron-sulfur cluster assembly 1 homolog MagR. Lineage: Eukaryota; Metazoa; Arthropoda; Insecta; Hymenoptera; Apidae. The record is from RefSeq and is a predicted model, not a curated record. Gene Ontology annotation, biological process: iron-sulfur cluster assembly. Gene Ontology annotation, molecular function: 2 iron, 2 sulfur cluster binding. Gene Ontology annotation, cellular component: mitochondrion; cytoplasm.